UGGACGGAUUUGUGCGUUUUGGAGAGAUUUCAGCGCGCUGCGCGUAAACUGCAGAGUUAUGGCUUUGUUUUUGGACCAGACAUGUGAUUAUGUUCAUAAAAUGAACGAAGACGGAGAAAUGGACUUUAUCUUCAACAAAUGCGAAGCUCGCUUUGCAGAUGCUGUAAACGAUCACGCACUGUCUUCUCCGGAGGCAGAUCGGACUAUGCAACCGGAAGCACAGAGGAAACGGAAAAGGACGAUUUUCAGCCGCGCGCAGUUGUCGGAGCUGGAGCGCGCUUUUGUGAUCACUCCAUACCCCGACAUCACACUGCGGGAGAGACUCGCUGCUCUCACCCUGCUGCCCGAGAGCAAGAUCCAGGUGUGGUUUCAGAACAGACGUGCUCGGAGCAUCAAGAGUGGCAGACUGACCAGACCUAUGAAGAAAAAUCCAGUCACGUCUAAUUAUAACUCAGAAAUCACUUUCCCUCAUCCCAGUCCCACUCUUACAGUUUCUUCUGCUGCAGGCCAGAGGAACACACCUGAAGUUUACCAGUGGUCUAAUGCAAAUGAUAAACAGCAGAUAUCUGACCUGGACUGGGUCAGGCAAGCAUUGUGUCCCUGGUCUCAGAAUCAGCCCCAGCCUACACCUCCGGUCCCGACCAUAUCUCCUGACCUCCCUGGAGCGCUCCCCUGGGGAAGCCAGCCCUCGAAACCAGCUGGAAGUCACUAUGUCUCAAUGGAUCAGAUGACAAGGCCAAUGCAUUCCUUAUCCCAGCACCAGUGGAGCGAGUGUGCUGAGAUUGGCACCCAUGCAGCAUCAUCUGGAGGCUUCUCAGGGAAACCUCAGUGUAACAUUAAUCAGAGUGGGUAUACGUCUGUUCCCAUGGACCACUUAGUUCCUUCACACUCUGCACAAAGCUGCUGGCAGGGAAGCAUUCACAGACAGGGACAGGCCCUUAUGCACUACCCUCAGACUUCCCUAGGAGACAUCUCUGACCUGAUCUACAGUGCUGCUGUAGUCACCAACCUGGCCGACUUCUGACUACAACUGCUGAAUUUUCUAAUGAACUAAAAACAAUUCAUCUAACCCAUUCAACCCAAUCCUACAGAGUUUACAUAGUUUUUAUUAUUAAUAUACGCAACAUGGACCAUGCCCUGUCUAAGCUCUUUGCGAGCUUUUAUAAUAUCAAUACCAACAUUAUUCAGUCUUUAUA
Messenger RNA from Ictalurus punctatus (channel catfish), 1196 nucleotides. It is a transcript of the gene sebox, whose product is annotated as SEBOX homeobox. The coding region runs from base 59 to 1024 and encodes 321 amino acids. NCBI's taxonomy places the organism in Eukaryota, Metazoa, Chordata, Actinopteri, Siluriformes, Ictaluridae. Gene Ontology annotation, molecular function: DNA binding. The record is from RefSeq and is a predicted model, not a curated record. The transcript has 3 exons.